AUGACACAUACCCUCCCCGAGCUCCCCCUAGAGUUAUGGCAGUACAUAUUCGCACUCAUAGCCCGCGUGCCCGGAUACCUCGACAUCGACAUGGACGACCCCUUUGGGCCCUGGCAUGACCGCUCCUUCAGUGCGUCCCGCGAGCUUCAGCGGAACAGGCGCGUCCUUGUCUCCGUGUGCCACUCGUGGUAUAACGUCGCAAUCCAGUUCUGUUGCGAGCACCUCAUCAUCCGCACAGCCGACAGGCUUUUUCACAUCCUCUACGCCUUUGAGGAGAGCGAGCGGCACCGUUGGCACGAGGCCCCGCUAGGCACGUACACGCGCCGCAUAGACCUGCACAUUCAACAGCCGUCGCCUGAGGCACAGCAAGCUGUCGCUGAGCUGUUACGGUACACGCCGAACCUUGUCAUAUUCAUCAAUAACAACUACUCACUCGGCGAAGGACAGUCUCGCAGCCCGCCGCCACUCACCGUGCCCGGCGAGGUCAUCGAGGCCCUGUCGACAACGUGCUGGGAGACCAUCAAGCGCGUAGAAUGGAAUAAGAAUGAGGUUCCGUCUUGGCCAGACCUUAUGCUCCUCUUCGAACGCGUCCCGAACCUCGUCACUCUCUCCGUCUCGAACGUCCUCGGUGUUGGUCGCACAGGCGAACUUCCCAUGCCAGGUCAAGCAUACAGAGCCGCACCCGGCGGCCCACAGCUCGUCCUCCCAGCACUACGAAACCUCUUUCUCGGCGACCACCCCUCCUUCUCGCACGCCUCGCUCGGGAACAUGCCUCUAUACACCCUCCUCCGCCUCCUCUCGAACAACACCGAGCAGCUGCCCUCCCUCGUCCGGUUCGACGGCUUCUCGCCCCUAUACCCCGACUUCCUCGCAGUCCACGGCCCCAAGAUCCGCACGAUCCGCACCGUCGCGCACACGCCGCUCAUACCGCAGAUCCUCGGCCACCUUCCGCAGCUCGACACGCUCGUGCUCAUGUUCCCGCACCACGACUUCGGCAACGCGCGUCUCGAGCACGCGACACUCCGCCGCGUCGCGAUCGUGCCCAUAUCCGAAGAGCACGUGGGCGUACCCGAGCGCAUAUUCAGCACGAUGGUGAUGGCGCCCCUCGGCGAGCUCAUUAGCGCGCUCGAUGUGGCGCGGCUGCCGGCGCUGCAGAGGGUGCGGAUAAAGAAUGUGGGCACGCUCGAGAAUAUCACGGCGCAUCCGAUCUUUCUGGAGCAGUGGUGGCGCAGGUGGAAUAUCCGUGGCGUACGCUUCGAGGAUAAGAACGGCGACUCGUAUCAAUAUGCUCUGCCGGAUCAAGAUGUCGUACUGAACGCCGUGCGCGGAAACUAG
Molecule: messenger RNA, 1335 nt
Organism: Coniophora puteana RWD-64-598 SS2
Lineage: Eukaryota; Fungi; Basidiomycota; Agaricomycetes; Boletales; Coniophoraceae
Exons: 2
Coding region: 1-1335 (444 amino acids)
Source: RefSeq, a predicted model, not a curated record